Molecule: messenger RNA, 4285 nt
Organism: Rhea pennata
Lineage: Eukaryota; Metazoa; Chordata; Aves; Rheiformes; Rheidae
Gene: ZSWIM5
Product: zinc finger SWIM-type containing 5
Exons: 14
Coding region: 16-3654 (1212 amino acids)
Cellular component (GO): Cul2-RING ubiquitin ligase complex
Molecular function (GO): zinc ion binding
Source: RefSeq, a predicted model, not a curated record
CAGUCGGUCGCAGCCAUGGCGGAGGGAGGAGAGGGAGAGGAGCUGCUCCGGCCGCCGCUGCCCGCCGGCGCCCCGGGCCCCAAGCGCCUGUGCUCGCGGGCCUGCCCGGCGGGGGGGCCCGGCGCGGCGCACCCGCGGCCCGGGGCGGCGGGGGCCGGCGCGGCGCCGGGCGCGGGCGCCAGCGGGGCGCCGGCGGCGCUGGCCGGGUGCUGCCCCGCGGCGGCGGCGUCGGGGGGCGGCGGCGGGGCGGGCAGCCUGCUGCAGCCCGAGUCGCUGCUGGACGCGGCGGCCAAGCGGGUGGCGGGCAGCUGGGCCUUCGAGCGGGUGGAGGGCCGCUUCCAGCGCAUCCCCGAGCCCGUGCAGCGCCGCAUCGUCUACUGGAGCUUCCCCCGCAGCGAGCGGCAGAUAUGCAUGUACUCCAGCUUCCAGCCGGGCCGCGCCGCCGCCGCCUCCCCCGCCGCCGCCUCCCCCGCCGCUGCCGCUGCCGCCGCCGCCGCCGCCGGGGGGGGACCCGCCGCCGCCGCCGCCCCCGCCGCGGGCGCUACGGCCGGCGACGAGAGCCCCGCGGCCGGGCCGCCGCCGCCGCCGCCGGGCGCCGCCGCUGCCGCCGCGCCGCCCGGCGAGGGGCUGCCCUUCCGCCGCGGCAUCCGCCUGCUGGAGACCGGCGCGGUGGACAACGCGCUGCAAGUGGGUUUCCACCUCAGCGGGACAGUCACAGAGCCUGCGACCGCCACCGAGCCAGAGGUGACCUACAAGGUUGCCAUCAGCUUCGACCGCUGCAAGAUCACAUCAGUGACAUGUGGCUGUGGGAACAAGGACAUUUUUUACUGCGCCCACGUUGUGGCACUCUCGCUGUACAGGAUCCGCAAACCGGACCAAGUCAAACUCCGUCUUCCUAUCUCAGAGACCCUUUUCCAGAUGAACAGGGACCAGCUCCAGAAGUUUGUUCAAUAUUUGAUCACGGCACACCACACUGAGGUGCUGCCCACUGCCCAGAAGUUGGCUGAUGAGAUCCUGUCAUCCAAUUCGGAAAUUAACCAAGUGCAUGGUGCUCCUGAUCCCACUGCUGGGGCCAGUAUUGAUGAUGAGAACUGCUGGCACCUGGAUGAAGAGCAGGUCCGAGAGCAGGUGAAGCUGUUCCUAUCUCAGGGAGGGUACUAUGGCUCGGGGAAGCAGCUCAACUCCAUGUUUGCCAAGGUCCGGGAGAUGCUGCGCAUGAGGGAUUCCAACGGGGCCAGGAUGCUGACGUUGAUAACGGAGCAGUUCAUGGCUGAUCCUCGGCUCUCCCUCUGGAGGCAGCAGGGGACAGGCAUAACAGAGAAGUGCCGGCAGCUCUGGGAUGAGCUAGGGGCACUGUGGGUGUGCGUCGUGUUAAACCCACACUGCAAGCUGGAAGAGAAAUCCUGCUGGCUGCGGCAGCUGCGGAAAUGGGGCGAGAUGGAUGUGUGUCCCUUGGAAGAUGGCAAUUACGGCAAUGAGCUUCCCAAUAUCACCAACGCACUUACGCAGAGCUCCAGUCACAGCCAAGACUCCCUGGCCAGGCCCAGACGAACUGUGUUCACCCGUGCGAUUGAGGGCUGUGACCUCCAUUGGCAGGACAGCCAUUUGCAGCGCAUCAUUAGCAGUGACUUCUAUGUUUCUCCCUCUUACCAGCGCGAGGGUGAGACCCUCCUCUUCAACUCCCAAGGGCAGCCGCUGUGGCUAGAGCACGUCCCGACAGCCUGUGCUCGGGUGGAUGCCCUGCGCUCCCAUGGGUAUCCUAGGGAAGCUCUCCGACUGACUGUUGCCAUAAUCAACACCCUGCGACUGCAGCAGCAAAGGCAGCUGGAAAUAUAUAAGCAUCAGAAGAAAGAGCUGUUGCAACGAGGGGCAACAACCAUCACUAACUUGGAGGGCUGGGUAGGCCACCCUCUGAACCCCAUCGGCUGCCUCUUUCUCACACUGACUGAAGCCUGUAGAUUAGAAGAGGAAAAUUGCCUUGAAAUAUCAGACACAGGGGACUCCAAACCCCCGGUGUACCAACACGUGCCCGUGGCUACUGGCAGUCAAGACGGCGCCGAGUCCUACCUGUCCCUGGCCUUAGAGGUGGCACUGAUGGGCAUGGGUCAGCAGAGGGUGAUGCCUGAAGGCCUCUAUGCCCAGGACAAGGUGUGUCGCAACGAGGAGCAGAUCAUAGCUCGGCUGCAGGACCUGGAGCUGGACCCGCUGCUGGUGCAGACCCUGCGGAAGCAGUGCAUCCUGCUACUGGAAGGUGGUCCCUUCAGCGGCUUGGGAGAAGUGAUCCACCGUGAGAGUGUCCCCAUGCAUACCUUUGCCAAAUACCUGUUCUCCGCCCUGCUGCCCCAUGAUGCAGAUCUAGCAUACAAGCUGGCUUUGCGGGCCAUGAGGCUGCCUGUGCUGGAGACCACGGCACCGUCGGGUGACGUGACGCACCCUCACCACCUGGUCUCGGUGGUCCCCAGCAGAUACCCGCGCUGGUUCACCCUGGGGCACCUGGAGUCGCAGCAGUGCGAGCUGGCCUCUACCAUGCUCACAGCAGCCAAAGGGGACAUGCUGCGCUUACGCACGGUACUGGAGGCCAUCCAGAAGAACAUCCACUCUUCCUCCUUGAUCUUCAAGCUGGCCCAGGAUGCAUUCAAGAUUGCCACACCAGCUGACAGCAACUCAGAUACGACACUGCUCAACGUGGCGCUGGAGCUGGGGCUCCAGGUGAUGCGCAUGACUCUGUCCACCCUCAACUGGCGGCGGCGGGAGAUGGUGAGGUGGCUGGUGACAUGUGCGACAGAAGUGGGAGUGAGGGCCCUGGUGAGCAUCCUGCAGAGCUGGUACUCGCUCUUCACCCCUACGGAAGCCACCAGCAUUGUGGCUGCCACAGUGAUGUCCCACAACACCAUCCUGCGCCUGAGCCUGGACUACCCACAGCGGGAGGAGCUGGCCAGCUGUGCCCGCACCUUGGCACUGCAGUGCGCCAUGAAGGACCCCCAGAACUGCGCUCUGUCUGCCCUGACGCUCUGUGAGAAGGACCACAUAGCCUUUGAGACUGCCUACCAGAUUGUCAUUGACGCUGCCUCCACUGGCAUGACCUACACCCAGCUCUUCACAAUUGCCCGCUAUAUGGAGCACCGGGGCUACCCGCUCCGGGCAUUCAAACUGGCCUCGCUGGCUAUGACUCAUCUCAACCUAGCCUACAACCAGGACACGCACCCGGCCAUCAAUGAUGUGCUCUGGGCUUGUGCCUUGAGCCACUCUCUGGGCAAAAAUGAGCUGGCAGCCAUCAUCCCGCUGGUGGUGAAGAGCGUGCACUGCGCCACAGUGCUCUCGGACAUCCUUCGCCGCUGCACAAUGACGGCCCCAGGCCUGGCCGGCAUCCCCGGCCGCAGGAACUCGGGGAAGCUGAUGUCGACCGACAAAGCGCCCUUGCGGCAGCUGCUGGACGCGACGAUAAGCGCCUACAUCAACACCACACACUCCCGGCUCACCCACAUCAGCCCACGGCACUAUGGGGAGUUCAUCGAGUUCCUCAGCAAGGCCAGGGAGACCUUCCUCCUGGCACAGGAUGGGCACAUACAGUUUGCCCAGUUCAUUGACAAUCUCAAACAAAUCUACAAAGGCAAGAAAAAACUGAUGCUGCUGGUGCGAGAACGGUUUGGGUGAGCCCCGGCUGCUGCCACUGUCACUGGCAGAGUCUGGCCGCGGCACAGGGACACAAGAAAGAAGAAGGAACGAAAGUGGAGAACACCUUCCCCCAGUCGGCAGAGGCUGCUCUGUUCUGUUCUUCUGUUUUUUAUUUUCUUUCUUUUUUUUUUUCUUUCUUGGAUUUAACCAUUUCAUACACUGAGAAGAUCCAGAGAUUCUUUGGGCACAAACCAAAAGGCAACCACGGGAAAGGAUGGUUUGCUCAGCCCUUGCCCUCCUUUGCCAAUACCAAAAGCUAACCUGGAAAUCUAAUACCUCCUUCCUGAAGGAAGCGGUCGCUGGAGGGAUCCGAAGGUUGCAAAGUAAAAAAAUCUUAAAAAUUACGUGGAGGAAAAAAAAAGGAAAGAAAGAGCGAGCAAAGAAACCUGCAACACUAGAACCUCAUGCGUCACCAAAAGCGAUGGCUUUGCAGAGUGCUUCUCCUGCCCGCCCGAGACAUGCAAACUCCUCUAUUUGUGAAGAUACUUCAAUAAAAACAAAUUAAAGUAACUGUUCUCAGGGAUUGCUUACUAAAAGUAACACAAAAAAGCAUUUAUGAUACUGUAAAUACUAUAGUAUAUGUGUCAAUUAUUAAAUUGUAAAGUUAUAA